Messenger RNA from Cucumis sativus (cucumber), 2825 nucleotides. Its product is annotated as L10-interacting MYB domain-containing protein. NCBI's taxonomy places the organism in Eukaryota, Viridiplantae, Streptophyta, Magnoliopsida, Cucurbitales, Cucurbitaceae. The transcript has 9 exons. The record is from RefSeq and is a predicted model, not a curated record. Bases 263 to 2590 code for a protein of 775 amino acids.
GUGACCAAACAGCUUUGGUAUUUUUUGCUCCUAUCCCGGAUUAGGGUUAACUCUUCCGACUAACAAAUUUUGUAAGGCGCCAACUGAAAACUCCCCGCAAUUUCUCACUUCUCACUACACCUUUAACAACAACAAACAGGUAAAAAGCAACUCACCAUUUUUCUUUUCCCUCAUUGAAAUUUCUCCUUCAAAAUCUUCCAUUGCACUUCUUCUAUCCUCCUCUUUGCCAUCGGACAAUGCUGCUGUUGCACUAAAAAGGAGAAUGGGUAGCCAAACUAUUCCAAGCCAUGAGCGCUCCCGAACAUAUUGGACACCAGUAAUGGAACGUUACUUUAUUGAUCUUAUGUUGGAGCAGCUUCAUAGAGGGAACAGGAGUGGGCACACUUUCAACAAGCAGGCAUGGACAGACAUGCUCACGAUGUUCAAUACAAAAUUUGGAUCUCAGUAUGAUAAAGAUGUAUUGAAGAGUCGCUAUACAAAUUUGUGGAAGCAAUUCAACGAUGUAAAGAAUUUACUAGGUCAUAGUGGUUUUUCCUGGGAUGAAGGUCGACAAAUGGUAAUAGCUGAUGACUAUGUAUGGGACAUUUACAUCAAGGCUCAUCCCGAUGCACGAUCCUACAAAACUAAAGCAGUACUGAAUUUUAGUGAUUUAUGCCUGAUAUAUGGAUACACUAAUGCUGAUGGAAGAUACAGUCGAUCAAGUCAUGAUAUAGACUUUGACGAUGAAGUCCAAGCUGUAAAUGCAGGUGAUACCAUGGGUUGCCUAGCACCUCCUGAUCGUCCGAGGACAGAUUGGACUCUAGAAAUGGAUCGGUAUUUCAUUGAGCUUAUGCUGGGUCAAAUAGGAAGAGGCAAUAAGACGUCUAAUACAUUCAAUAAGCAUGCAUGGACUGAUAUGCUUGCACUGUUUAAUGCUAAAUUUGGUCCUCAACAUGGUAAAAGGGUGUUAAGGCACCGAUAUAAGAAACUAUGGAAAUACUACAGUGAUAUUAUGAAUCUACUUCAACAAAAUGGAUUUUGCUGGGAUGAAGUACAGCAAAUGGUGGUUGCGGCUGAUGAUAUUUGGGAUGCUUAUGUUAAGACACACCCAUUUGCACGAAGCUAUAGAAUGAAACCCUUGCCAAACUACUAUGACUUGGUUCUCAUAUAUGGGAAUGUAAUUGAUAAUGAGAACCAGAAUCAUUUGCAACUAGAUAAAAACAUUCAAGACCACAUAUCAGAGGUAAAGGGUGGAGAAUCAAAUGAGAACCAAAUGGCAACUGUCAGCGAUCGUACAAGAACAUAUUGGACGCCCCCAAUGGAUCGUUACCUCAUAGACCUGCUAUUAGAACAGGUGCAUAGGGGCAAUAAAAUAGGUCAGACAUUUGUUAGUCAUGCUUGGAUUGACAUGGUUACUGCUUUUAAUGCCCAAUUCAGAGCUCACCAUGACAAGGAUGUGCUGAAAAAUCGAUACAAACAUUUGAGACGGUUGUAUAAUGAAAUAAAGAUUCUUCUCGAACAGAGAGGAUUUUCGUGGGAUGAAAACCGUGAAAUUGUUACUGCAGAUGAUCAUGUUUGGGAUGCUUAUACGAAGGAUCACCCUGAUGCCCGAUCAUACAGAGUUAAAACUGUACCAAGCUAUCACAAGUUGUGCUUUAUAUUUGGUGAAGAAAGUUCUGAUAGAAGAUAUAGCCGUUUGGCCCAUGAUACCCAUCCCAGUAAUGGAGCACCUGUUCUGAUGACUGAUGAAAAGAAAAAUAAUGAAGUUUCUGCUGGACCUUUACCCAUGAUAGAUUGGACACCACAGAUGGAUCGCUCUUUUAUUGAUCUCAUGCUCGAACAACUGCAAGAAGGAAAUACCUUUGGUCAAGCAUUUAGUGAGCAAGCAUGGACUCACAUGAUUGUAUCAUUCAAUGAGAGGUUCAAACUUCAAUGUGACAGAUAUGUUCUAGAAGAUCGUUAUUUCUGGUGGAUGAAGCAAUACAGCGACAUCUACAAUCUUCUCGAUCACAAUGGGUUCGUGUGGAAUGAAUCUCAACAAUUGAUUACUGCCGAGGAUAAUCUCUGGGAAGCUUAUGCAAAGGAGCAUCCAGAUACCCUCUUGUACAAAGACAAAUUCCUAGGCUACUAUACCGAUUUGUGCAAGAUUUUUGGGAACAUAUUAGACAGAGGAGUUAACGGUCAGUGUACGGGUGAAACCAACAAUGGAAAUUUGGAGAUAAAGGUGGAUGGAAAUGAACACCUACUACUGAAGUCAAGAGAGACUCAAAUUUCUCAACAGAGAAAGCGUCCUGCAGACAUAAUAUCAUUGGACAGAGAGCUGUCGAAGAAAGUGGAUAGAACCGAGAACGACGUGCAGAAAGCUAUCUCUGAGAUGGCAGGUGUUGUCUCAAAAUUGGUGAACAUGAAACAGCAACAUAACUAUAAAGCAGUGGAAGGCGCCAUUGAUGCUCUUCAAGCUAUACCAGACAUUGAUGAUGAACUAAUGUUAGAUGCUUGUGAUCUAUUAGAAGAUGAAAGGAAGGCUAAAACAUUUGUGGCUUUGGAUGCAACCUUGCGAAAAAAGUGGUUACUAAGAAAGCUUCGUUAUCAAGCCACUUCCUUACAGUAACUAGUAAGUAUUUUGCUAACUUCCAACUAAGUUUACUGAGUAAAAAAAUGAUUUUUGUUUGUUGUUUCUUAUAUUGUUGUAUGGUUUCAUCCACCUCUCCCUGACUGGUUGAUAAUCAUGUAGUUAUAAGUGAUUGAAGUUAACUUUUUACCUUAAACGUUUGCUUUAACGGUGUACAUGAUGGAGUAUAAAAUGGAAAAGGUUUUAGACUUUAAGUUGGCUUAGCCUGAGUUUA